CCAUCUCAAAGUCUGCGUGAUUUUUCAGACUUAGAUUUUGAUUUAAAAUUUUUAUCUUUGUUGAAUCUUUUUAAAUAGCCCAGCAGAGUCUGGUGGUGCACGCCUAUAAUCCCAGCUACUCAGGAAGCUGAGGGAAGAGGAUCGCAAAUUCCAGGGUGUGGCCAAGAGAUAAGCAGUGGAAUCCGGGAGAAGCCUUCUUUAUCUAUGAAAACCUUUGGAGGGAAUGUGACCGACCACCUGAAGGAAAGGUUGUGCCAAGACCUGUCUGCUGACUCAUCAGUGAGUGGGAACAUCAUAAUGCACCUUGAAGUUGUUGUGUUAAGCCUCAUACUGCUUCUAACAGAUGCUGUGGUUUCCUAUACUCAAGUGAGUGGAGUGGUGGGUCAUCGGGUCAUUAUUCCCUGUAGCUACUCAGUCACCAGUGGAGUCACAUCCAUGUGCUGGGGCCGAGGGGCAUGUCCUACAUCUAAAUGCUCAAAUGAACUCAUCUGGACUGAUGGAUCUCAAGUCACCUUCCAGAAACACAGGCGUUAUAAGCUGGAGGGGAACCUUUUGCAAGGGAAUGUGUCUUUGACCAUAGAGAAUGCAGCUAAGACUGAUAGUGGCCUAUAUUGUUGUCGAAUUGAGCAUAGCGGGUGGUUUAAUGAUAUGAAACUCACCUUAUCCUUGGAGAUUAAACCAGCCAGAGACACAAGUGUUCCUAUGACACCUAAGGUCUAUACCUCUGCUUCUUCAACGCCAGCACACACACAGAACCACAAACCAGUAGCUACUUUACCUACUACAACUCAGGCUGCAGAGACCCAGACUAAGACCCUGCAGGAAACAAGGACAUCCUCUGCCAGCUUACCACUCUACUAUUGCCCAACAGAUGGGAACAGCACCAUGACACAGUCUUCAGAUGGCCUUUGGCAAAACAAUGAGACUCAGGUCUUCCCAGCACAAAGCCCAGGGAUGACCAAUGGCGGACUCUACGUCGGAAUCACAAUUUCCACCUUGGUGUUGCUUGCUGUUUCGAUUGUCAUAAUUAUUAAAAAGUAUUUCUUAUUCAGAAAGAAGAUGCAGCCACUAAGCAUGGCUUCAUUGACUGGUCCUCAAAUUGGAGUCCUGCAAAGUGAAGCAAAUGCACGAGCCCGAGCAGAAGACAACGUGUACAUCAUUGAGGAUAAUCUUUAUGUCAUGGAAUAAGACCCAGGGGCACACUUGGGGUUUUAAGUCCAUGUCUGCAGAAGGUAGUGACCGGAUAUCACCAUGUCUGCCUCCUUUUAAACUCCAGGAUCACUUUUCUCCAUCAUUUCUCCUGGCAUUCCAACAAGUCAGCCACAUCAGAUAGAGUGACUCUCUAGCUCAAAGCUCUGUACAAACUCAUUAACAGCAUUCUAAUUUUUAUACUAAAACUAGCUCAGUUUUUCCAGGCAUUGUAGAACAUUCUUUCACCCAUGAACAGUUUAGAAUUCUGUAUUUUCUUUAGAAACCCACCCCCCCCAAUCAUUCUUAUAUCCAUUAAAAAAUUGAUUAGUGAUACAGGAAGGGAAAUUUGUCCAAAACUGUCAGGAAAAAAAAAAAAAAGAGAGGAACAGUUUUUAAGAAUAAAAAAAAAAAAUCAACUGAAGACUUCCUUUGGAAGCCUUUCAUGAUUACCUCUUAUUGUUAUAUUGUAACUCCAAAUGUUACCUUUCUUAUGUUUCCUAAGUUCAAUUCAUAAGGGACUGCAGGUUUUUAUUUCCCCCAUGGGGACAUAGAAAUGGGUGUAAUUUCACUACCUUAGGAAUAUAUGUUUUCUCCUGGCUCUGGAAAUGUUAUGAAUGAAUGGACUGAUCUGUGGAUCAGGAUGGAUAUUUUAGCCACGAAGACCUGCAGUAGGAAGUGUGGACCAAGUAGACUCCAGGGGAAGAAAACUAUUUACCUUGGGGUUCCGUACAUUUAUGCUACUUCUACUUGCACUUGUGCCAUGGUGCUAGGCAAAUUUUUUCCCUCCCUCCUUCCCUCUCUUCUUUCCUUCCUUCCUUCCUUCCUUCCUUCCUUCCUUCCUUCCUUCUUUUAUUUCUGGUAUUCGAAUUGAACCCUGGGGUGCUUUGUCACUGAGCCACACCCCUAGCUAUUUUUAUUUUAUUUUUUUACUUUGAGACAGGGUCUUGCUGAAUUGCUCAGGGCCUGUCUAAGUUGUUGGGGUUGGUUUUGAACUUGUGAUCCUCCUGCCUCAGCCUCCUCAGUCACUGGGAUUAUUGGCCUGUGCCACUGCUCCCAGCUGAUGCUAGUCAUUUUUGUAGACAACCAACAGGCUCUCUGAACUAAUUUUCAGAAUGAGGAGGGUCAGAAAUGAAGGGGAAAAAUGAGGGAGUAGGAAAAAGGACUGUCUGCCUUCUCUACUGCAAGUCUAAUAAUGCUUAAAAUUAUCAUUAGUGUCUUCUAAAAUUCUAUAUUUCUAAUUGAUUUCCAGACCACUUUCAUAUUUAAAGUUAUUUCAGAAAGCUGAAAGUUGUAGGGUCUUUUUCUUCUCUAAUUAAUUCCAAGGUCUUUUUUCUUUUUCUGGUAGUUCCAUGACACUUUGGUUUUGCCAAGAGUUAAAGAGAGGUGUAUUAUAAGGAAUCUUCAGUCUUCAGUCACUCAUGUGAUUAUUUAGAAAUUUAAAUGUGCAAGAGCUGGUAUUGUCAGAAAAAAAUUUCCAUAUGAACACUUAAUAGGGUUGGGUAGUAAUUUCAAUUUCAAUUUGAGUGAACCAUGAAAUCAUGGCAUGGGUUCAGAGCUACUCAUGCCAUAGUGGUCUGGGAGCGUGCUGUCAAAGACCACAUUUUCACACUGUUCUGCAGAGUUCUAGGAAAUCACGAGGUCUUCUGAGUGAGGGUUCUGUGGGCAAAUGAGAUCUGUAUACAUUCUAUUCUGGGUUUGCCAGAUGGAGUCAGCCUGGUAAAGUCUAAAAAUGUAUUAUGUUCCAACUAGAGUGUAUUCUUUCUUGCCUCAGAUUCUUUUUCUUGAAUCUGAGGCAACAUGCAUUAAUUUGUGGCUUUGAAAUAAAAAUCUAGAUUUGCAGUAUCAUUGGGAAAGCUUGUCAAGUAGACAGUACUCUUUUGGUUUUGUUUAUUUUGUUUUGUUUGCACAUGCUGGGGAUGGAACCCAGGUCCUCCAGUCUGGGCUGCAUGCUUAAGUGGUCCAGGGGUCCCUUAGCUGGGGCUCUACCCUCAGGGUGCUGCUCUCUGGCCCACUCACUUUUGAUUCUUGCCUGUUUUCUGUAGGGCUUUGAGUUUAUGAUGUCUGCUCUAGUCUCCACAUUGUUCCUGGAGAUUUAUUAUCCACGCUAAAAGAUCUGGGAAUCUAGUGUACUGUUUAAUCUUGCAUUUCCAAAACUUGUUUGAACACACAAGCUCAGUAUCUAGUAGAAUUGUGUGAAACAAAUUACAUGGGAAGUGAGUGGAAGCCCAUCAGUACACAGGAUUAAGAAUAAGACUUGAUUUUUAAUCUUUUUAUCAGUGACACUAGAUGACAUUAGGAUAACUUGUUCUUUAUGCUCAGCUUUUUCACCUAUUAGGUAUAAUCUUCUCCAUACCUAACUUGGUGUUUAGUGGUAAUUCUAAUGUAAUGUUACUUGUAAGAAAUCUUUGAAGCUGGGUGUGGUUGUGCAUGCCUGUAAUCCCAGCAUCUUGGGAGGCUGAGGCAGGAGGACCUUGAGUUCAAAGCUAGCCUCAGCAAUUUAUCGAGGACUUAAGCAACUCAGUGAGACCCUGUUUCUAAUAAAAUAUUAAAAAAAAAGGGUUGGGAAUAUAGCUCAGUGGGUUAACUGCCCCUAGGUUCAAUUCCCAGUAGCAAAAACGGGGGUGGGGAGAAGUCUUUGAAAAGGCAAAAACACUAAAGAAUGCAUAAUUUUCUCCUAGUAGAUUUUGUAGUAAUAGCAGGGCUAGCAUGCAUGCUUGGUAAUUAUAAUAUAUUACAUUCAUAAAUCUCUUGUUCUAUGAUAUCUCUUUAAAAAACAAUGUUUCUUUUUGAAACAGUUAAUGUUGAAUAGUUUAAUUAUUACCUUAUACUACAGAAAAAAAUUGUCAAUAACUGGGAUGGAGGAUGGUAACAAAGAAGAAAGGGGAGAGAUUUCAUUAUUAUGACUUUUUUCUGUAAAUAUAUCAACCUUAUAGAUCAUCUUGAAUUUUGUUUUUAUCCUUCAAGAUACAAUUGAGGUUCCAUUACCUAUAAUCUGUCCUGAAGGAAGAGGAUGUGGCUAUGAUUAAGACUGUGUAUUCAAACUUAGGAACAUUUGCAUAUCUUUAAGAAAUAGCAUAAACGUUCAUUCACUGAUAGCUGUAAAGAUAGGGUGAUUCUGUGAGCGCAUGAAAGCAAUGAAAGCAGGGGACUCCUCGUGGUUGUAUGUGCAUUUGUUAAUAAAUAAGAUUUGUUUGCUCUUUUUGAAAA
Molecule: messenger RNA, 4398 nt
Organism: Marmota monax (woodchuck)
Lineage: Eukaryota; Metazoa; Chordata; Mammalia; Rodentia; Sciuridae
Gene: Havcr1
Product: hepatitis A virus cellular receptor 1
Exons: 10
Coding region: 205-1188 (327 amino acids)
Biological process (GO): positive regulation of mast cell activation; phagocytosis, engulfment
Cellular component (GO): cell surface
Molecular function (GO): virus receptor activity; phosphatidylserine binding
Source: RefSeq, a predicted model, not a curated record